Messenger RNA from Megalops cyprinoides (Indo-Pacific tarpon), 611 nucleotides. RefSeq names its product centromere protein V (gene cenpv). The record is from RefSeq and is a predicted model, not a curated record. The coding region runs from base 152 to 604 and encodes 150 amino acids. NCBI's taxonomy places the organism in Eukaryota, Metazoa, Chordata, Actinopteri, Elopiformes, Megalopidae. Gene Ontology annotation, molecular function: carbon-sulfur lyase activity. The transcript has 5 exons.
ACCAACGCCAGCAGUCGGUGGCGAGCUAGCUACAAAGUCCAGCUGGUGGAACCAUUUUAACAACUUGAGAAAACGUAGGGUUUCUAGUUCACGAAUGGGUUUGUGACAUAUUUGUUUCUCAUAUUUUUAAAGUUGAGAAGAACAACCCCUAAUGGCAAACGUAACAAAUAUUCCUACGGUUCAAAGGGAGGGUGCGGGGCUCGUGAUGCACACCGGUGGAUGCCAUUGUGGGGCUGUCCGUUUCGAAGUGUGGGGUUCCCCUGAUCUACACGUCUUUAACUGCAACUGCAGUAUUUGCACUAAGAAACAGAACCUCCAUUUCAUAGUACCAAAAAGCCAAUUCAAACUUUUACAGGGGUCCAAGAAUUUAACCACGUACACAUUCAAUACGCACACUGCCAAGCACACCUUUUGCAAAACUUGUGGAGUUCAGAGCUUCUACACCCCACGAUCAAAUCCUGAUGGAUACGGUGUAGCACCGCACUGCCUGGACCCCGGCACUGUGCGCAGUGUGAAGGUCGAGGAUUUCUGUGGAGAGAACUGGGAGGAGAGUAUGGAGAAGCAUCAGACCAUCAGGAGCAUGUCCAAAAAUGUGGCUGAGUGACACGCAC